Messenger RNA from Oncorhynchus masou masou (cherry salmon), 9699 nucleotides. Its product is annotated as dedicator of cytokinesis protein 9-like. Bases 340 to 6630 code for a protein of 2096 amino acids. The transcript is spliced from 54 exons. Gene Ontology annotation, biological process: small GTPase-mediated signal transduction; positive regulation of GTPase activity. Lineage: Eukaryota; Metazoa; Chordata; Actinopteri; Salmoniformes; Salmonidae. The record is from RefSeq and is a predicted model, not a curated record. Gene Ontology annotation, molecular function: guanyl-nucleotide exchange factor activity.
GAGCCUACACCGUCACCGACCAUUUGGAGACGGAGGGGCAGCGGUAAUGAGACCGUGACAGCUCUGAAGAAUGGUUUAUUAUGACAACAAUAACUCCGCUGGGGAAUGUAACGGCUACAAGUGAAAGUAAUACAAUACAACUUUCACUUGUAAUUGGUGCAAAUUAUGAGAUCAAAAAGGCAUACUCAACCACCUAAACAUGAUCCAGUUUCAAACUCAAUGUGCGCACUAGUGGGGUUGAAUAAACUGAUUCAUUAACCGGUUUAUGAAUUCAGUUUUUACUUUUAUUUGACGUUUAAUCAAUUCUUGAAAGAAAUUGAUGAAAGGCAGAACUCGACAAUGUCUGUUCCAGUACAUCCGGAGACCAGGAAAUUUACAAGGGGACUAAGUAAACCUGGCACUGCGGCUGAACUAAGGCAAAGUGUCUCUGAGGUUGUCAGGACCUCCGUGUUUAUUGUGAAGCCCAAAGUUAUCGAACCCCUGGACUAUGAGACUGUUCUUGUCCAGAGGAAGACCCAGAUUCUCAGUGAUGUCCUCCGGGACAUGCUGCAGUUCCCCCAGGAGGACUUCCAGAUUUUGACUCAGAGACGCCAAGGAAGAACUGUCUACCCCACAGUGCCUGAGAAUGCAGAGAAGGAGGCGCAGAGUCUGUUUGUCCAAGAGUGCAUCAAGACCUACAACACUGACUGGCAUGUCGUUAAGUACAAGUACGAGGACUACUCUGGGGACUUUCGGCAGCUUCCAAACAAAGUGUCCAGACCAGACAAACUGCCUGUCCACGUUUUUGAGGUUGAUGAAGAUGCUGACAAAGAUGAGGACACAACCUCCCUAGGUUCCCAGAAAGGAGGGAUCACCAAGCAUGGCUGGCUGUACAAAGGCAACAUGAACAGUGCCAUCAGCGUCACCAUGAGGUCUUUCAAGAGGCGGUAUUUCCACCUAACCCAGCUGGGUGACGGCUCUUACAACCUCAACUUCUACAAGGAUGACAAGACCUCCAAAGAAUCCAAAGGAACCAUCUUCCUGGACUCAUGUAUGGGAGUUGUUCAGAAUAACAGGGUGCGGCGCUUUGCCUUUGAGCUGAAGAUGCAGGACAAGAGCACGUACCUGCUGGCUGCCGACAGCGAGGGAGAGAUGGAGGACUGGAUCAGCACUCUCAACAAGAUCCUCCACAGCAGCUUUGAGAUCGCCAUGCAGGAGAAGAGGAACGGGGACAUCCACGAUGAUGACGAGCCGGGAAAGGCAGACAGUUCGUUGGGGAGUAUGGACAGCUUUCAGAGUGCAAGAGAUAUUGAAUCUAAAAUGAGGAGCGAGACCAGAUUGAAACUGUUCACCUUGGAUCCGGACACACAGAAACUUGACUUCUCAGGAAUUGAGCCAGAUAUAAAGCAAUAUGAAGAAAAGUUUGGCAAGCGCAUUUUGGUCAAUUGCAAUGACCUGGCCUUCAACCUGCAGAGCUGUGUAGAGGAGAAUGACGAGGGACCAACAACAAACGUGGAGCCGUUCUAUGUGACCCUGUCGCUGUUCGACAUCCAGAAUAGCAGGAAGAUCUCGUCAGACUUCCAUGUGGACCUGAACCACCCGUCCGUCAGACAGCUGGUGGCCAACCCCAGUAGCCAGUUCAUGAACGGGGGUGGGGACGCCUUGCUGGGGUUGCAGAGGGAGGUCCACGGUCUGCCUGAGGAGGCCAUGCUGUACCCCAGACAGGGAGUGUUCUCUGUAACGUGUCCACACCCAGAUAUCUUCCUGUUAGCUCGCAUUGAGAAGGUCCUGCAGGGAGGAAUCACACACUGUGCUGAGCCCUACAUGAAGAGCUCAGACUCCACCAAGGUGGCACAGAAGGUUCUGAAAAAUGCCAAAUUGUCUUGCAGCCGGUUGGGCCAGUACAGGAUGCCUUUUGGAUGGGCCGCCAGGCCUCUGUUCAAAGAUGCAUCGGGGACGUUGGACAAAAGUGGACGUUUCUCCGCCAUCUACAGACAGGACAGUAACAAGUUGUCCAACGACGAUAUGUUUAAACUGCUGGCUGACUUCAGAAAGCCAGAGAAGAUGGCCAAGCUCCCUGUAAUCUUAGGAAACUUAGACGUUACCAUUGACGAUGUUGCCCCCGACUUGACAAAUUGUAUUAGCUCAUCCUAUAUUCCUGUGAGGACUUUUGAUAGCAGUGAGAAGACGAACGUCUACUUUGAGGUGGAGGAGUUUGUUCCCUACAUAGCCAAAUGUUCCCAGCCAUUCACCAUCUACAACAAUCACCUCUAUGUCUACCCCAGGCACCUGAAGUACGACAGCCAAAAAUCCUUCACAAAGGCUAGAAACAUAGCUGUCUGCAUCGAGUUCAAGGACUCUGACGGAGAGGAGGCUGUUUCACUCAAGUGCAUCUAUGGUCAACCAGGAGGACCCCUGUUUACAGAGAAUGCCUUUGCUGCAGUAUUACAUCACCAACACAGCCCAGAGUUUUAUGAUGAGUUUAAGAUUGCGCUACCCACUCAGCUCAAUGAGAAGCACCAUCUGCUGUUCACCUUCUUCCACGUCAGCUGUGACAGCAACAGCAAGGCCAGCGCCAAGAAGAGAGACGUGGUGGAGACACAAGUGGGUUACGCCUGGCUCCCUCUGCUGAAGGAUGGCAGGGUGAUCAUGAAUGAGAGUCACGUCCCCGUGGCUGCCAACCUGCCCACUGGCUACCUCAACUGUCAAGAGGUUGUCAGCAAGCAUCCUGAAAUGAAAUGGGUGGAUGGAGGCAAGCCUUUGUUCAAGGUGUCCACUCACCUCGUCUCCACUGUGUACACUCAGGAUCAACAUUUGCACAAUUUCUUUGGUCACUGUCAGAGCACAGAGUCUGCAGCCCAGGGGACAGGAGGAGAGCUGGUCAAGUAUCUGAAGAGUCUACACGCUAUGGAGAGUUCUGUGAUGAUACAGUUCCUGCCCACCACUCUCAACCAGCUAUUCCGUGUGUUGACCAGUGCCACCCAUGAGGAGGUGGCUGUCAACGUCACCAAAGUCAUGAUUCACAUUGUUUCCCAGUGCCACGAAGAAGGGCUGGACCACUACCUACGAUCAUAUGUCAAGUAUGUGUUUAAGACCGAGCCAUACACAUCCUCUACCACGAGGACAGUUCACGAGGAGCUGGCCAAAGCCAUGACUGCAAUUCUAAAGCCUUCCACAGACUUCCUCACCAGCAACAAAUUGCUAAAGUACUCGUGGUAUUUCUUCGAAGCCUUGGUGAAGUCCAUGGCACAGUACUUGAUUGAGAGCAGUAAAGUGAGGGUGUCCAGGAACCAGCGUUUCUCGGCCGGCUUCCACCACACGGUGGAGACCCUGGUCAACAUGAUGAUGCCCCACAUCACCCAGAAGUACAAGGACAACUUGGACGCAGCCCGCAACGCCAAUCACAGCCUGGCUGUCUUCAUCAAGCGCUGUUUGACCCUCAUGGACAGAGGCUUUGUCUUCAAGCAGAUCAACCACUACAUCCACUGCUUUGUGCCUGGAGACCCCAGGACACUGUUUGAGUUCAAGUUUGAGUUCCUGCGUGUCAUAUGCAACCACGAGCACUACAUCCCCUUGAAUCUGCCCAUGCCUUUUGGAAAUGGGAGGAUACAGAGAUUUCAAGACCUCCAGUUGGACUACUCGCUGACAGACGACUUCUGUAAGAACCACUUCCUGGUUGGGCUGUUGCUGCGGGAGGUGGGCGGGGCCUUGCAGGAGUUCCGGGAGAUCCGUCAGAUAUCCAUCCACGUGCUCAAGAACCUGAUGGUGAAGCACACCUUCGACGAGCGCUACACUUCCAAGAGCCAGCAGGCUAGGUUGGCCACCCUUUACCUGCCCCUGUUUGGUCUGCUCCAGGAGAACGUCCACAGGCUCAACGUGAAGGAAGUUUCCCCAUUCACCAUCAACUACUCCAACAACAAUGGAAGAGAUGAUCCACUCUUGGGCAACACCGUGAUAAUGACGCCUCCGAGGUCCAGUACUUUUUUCGACAGCAGUUUGCACAAGGAUUUGUUUGGAGUCAUCUCUGGCACCGCCUCCCCUCAUGCAUCCUCUACCCCCAACGUUAACUCUGUCCGCCACACUGACUCCCGGGGCUCCCUAAUCAGCACUGACUCUGGAAACAGCCUUCAUGAGAAGAGCAAUGAUAAGAACAACUCUCUGGACAAGAGCCAGCCAGCGUCAGCUCCGAGCGGCAGCCUGCUGCGUUGUGACAAGCUGGACCAGGCUGAGAUCAAGAGCCUGCUCAUGUGCUUCCUCCACGUCCUCAAGAGCAUGUCUGAGGAUGCUCUGUUUACCUACUGGAACAAGGCCUCGUCUACUGAGCUCAUGGACUUCUUCAGUCUAGUAGAAGUGUGUCUCCAUCAAUUCAGAUAUAUAGGAAAGAGAUGCAUCGCAAGGAGCCAGGAAGGGGUGGGAAUCAUAGCAGCCCAUGAGCGGAAGUCUCAGACUUUGCCUGUGUCCCGUAACAGGGCGGGAAUGAUGCAUGCCCGCUUACAGCAGCUCAACAGCCUGGAUAACUCAUACACUUUUAACCACACCUAUAGCCACUCGGAUGCUGACGUGCUGAACCAAUCGGUUCUGGAGGCUAACAUCGCCACGGAGGUCUGCCUCACCGUGCUGGACACUCUCAGCAUCUUCAUCAUGGGAUUCAAGACCCAGCUCUGUUCGGACCAUGGCCACAACCCGCUCAUGAAGAAGGUGUUUGAGGUGCACCUCUGCUUCCUACAAAUCAACCAAUCAGAGACAGCCCUCAAGCAGGUCUUCACCUCGCUGCGCACCUUCAUCUACAAGUUCCCCUGCACCUUCUUCGAGGGCCGAGCGGACAUGUGUGCUUCGUUCUGCUACGAGAUCCUGAAGUGCUGCAACUCGAAGCUGAGCUCCAUCCGCAGCGAUGCCGCCCACCUCCUCUACUUCCUCAUGAAGAGUAACUUUGACUACACAGGACGCAAGUCCUUUGUCCGCACUCACCUACAGGUGGUGAUCGCCGUCAGUCAGCUGAUUGCUGACGUCAUCGGUAUCGGAGGAACCCGCUUCCAGCAGUCCCUGUCCAUCAUCAACAACUGUGCCAACAGUGACAAGACAAUCAAGAACACAGCCUUCCCGUCAGAUGUGAAGGACCUGACCAAGCGGAUCCGGACGGUCCUGAUGGCCACGGCUCAGAUGAAGGAGCAUGAGAGGGACCCGGAGAUGCUGGUGGAUCUGCAGUACAGCCUAGCCAAGUCCUACGCCAGCACGCCCGAGCUCCGCAAGACCUGGCUGGACAGCAUGGCCCGCAUCCAUGUGAAGAAUGGAGACCUGUCCGAGGCAGCCAUGUGUUAUGUGCACGUGGCAGCACUGGUGGCCGAGUAUCUCCGGAGAAAAGGCAUGUUCAAGCAGGGCUGCUCAGCCUUCCGGGUGGUCACCCCCAACAUUGAUGAGGAGGUAUCCAUGAUGGAGGAUGUGGGCAUGCAGGAUGUCCACUUCAACGAGGAUGUCCUGAUGGAGCUGUUGGAAGAGUGUGCUGAUGGCCUGUGGAAGGCUGAGCGCUAUGAGCUCAUCUCAGACGUCUACAAGCUCAUCAUCCCCAUCUACGAACAGGGGAGGGAUUUUGAGAAACUGUCUCACCUGUAUGACACACUCCAUCGGGCCUACAUCAAAGUGACAGAGGUCAUGCACACGGGCAAGAGGCUGCUGGGAACCUACUUCAGAGUGGCUUUCUUUGGCCAGCAGUACCAGUUUACUGACUCUGAGACUGAGGGAUUCUUUGAGGAUGAAGAUGGUAAGGAGUACAUCUACAAAGAACCCAAAUUCACCCCACUGUCAGAGAUAUCUCAGAGGCUACUCAAGCUCUACUCUGACAAGUUCGGCCCGGAGAAUGUCAAGAUGAUUCAGGACUCUGGGAGGAUCAACCCUAAAGAUCUGGACUCUAAGUACGCCUACAUCCAGGUGACCCACGUUACCCCGUUCCUGGAAGAGAAGGAGCUGAUGGACCGGAAGACAGACUUUGAGAAGAGCCACAACAUCAGGCGCUUUGACUUCGAGAUGCCCUUCACUGUGUUGGGGAAGAAGCAGGGUGGGGUGGAGGAGCAGUAUAAACGCAGGACCAUCCUGACCACAACCCACUGUUUCCCCUAUGUGAAGAAGCGUAUUGCGGUGAUGUACCAGCACCACACAGACCUGAACCCCAUAGAGGUGGCUAUAGACGAGAUGAGCAAGAGGUUGACCGAGCUAAGACAGCUAGUUGCCACCAACGAGGUGGACAUGAUCCGCCUGCAGCUGAAAUUACAGGGCAGCAUUAGUGUCCAGGUAAAUGCUGGUCCCCUCGCAUAUGCCCGAGCUUUCCUUGAUGAUGCCAGCACCAAGAAGUACCCUGACAACAAGGUCAAACAACUUAAAGAGGUCUUCAGGCAGUUUGUGGAGGCGUGUGGCCAUGGCCUGGGCAUCAACGAACGUCUGAUUAAAGAGGACCAGCAGGAGUACCAUGACGAGAUGAAGGCCAACUACAGAGACCUGGCCAGAGAGCUGUCCGCCAUCAUGCACGAGCCAAUCAUUCCAGUGGAGGAUGGCAUGAAGAACGUUCUUCCAGACUCACUGCACAUCUUCAACGUCAUCAGUGGUACCCCCAGUGGUACCACCAUCGUGGGCCUGCCCAACUCCUCCUCUGUGGUGUGAGACCCCCCUGGAUUGGCUGACUCCUGGCCUCAACGCUCUGUGCCAGCGCUGCCAUGAGUGGCCAUUUCCUGCUUUUCUGUUCUCCUUAUCACCAAGUUUGCUUUUGGCUAAACUGAGACAAUAUUGAUGUUCUGUUAAUUUUGUCUCACACCUUCUCUGGCUUGUCCAAUGGACCAGGACAAAGGACCGUGUUACACAGUUGUAUAGAGUACAGUCACUCUGUGGAGGAUGGGACCAGGGGCAUUCAUCCAUGAGGAUGGAUAAAUUAAAAGAAUGCCACAUGAAUAGAGAGAAGGGGGGAGGGGGUGACUUGCGGCAUGGUGGGGUUAUUCAUCUGAAGAACAGAUUAUGUGGGGGGGGGGGACUGGUGUAGCCUCCAUCCUGACUGGGGUUCCUGUCUGUGGAGUGUUGGGGUUCUUGUCUGUGGAGUGUUGGGGUUCCAUGAUGUAUACAGUGGAAAUAAAAAGUAUGUGAACCCUUUAGAAUUACCUGGAUUCCUGCAUAAAUUGAUCAUACAAUUUUAUCUGAUCUUCAUCUAAGUCACAACAAUAGACAAACACAGUCUGCUUAAACUAAUAACACACAAACAAUUAUAAUUUGUCAUGUCUUUAUUGAACACACCGUGUAAACAUUCACAGUGCAGGUUGGAGAAAGUAUGUGAACCCCUGGAUUUAAUAACUGGUUGACCCUCCUUUGGCAGCAAUAACCUCAACAAAACGUUUUCUGUAGUUGUGGAUCAGACCUGCACAAAGGUCAGGAGGAAUUUUGGACCAUUCCUCUUUAUAAAACCGUUUCAGUUACACAAUAUUGUUGGGAUGUCUGGUGUGAACCGCUCUCUUGAGGUCAUGCCACAGCAUCAGGACUGACUGGGCCACUCCAGAAGGCAUAUUUUCUUCUGUUCAAGCCAUUCUGUUGAUGAUUUACUUCUGUCUAUUGGGUUGAUGCCCUGUUGCAUCACCUUACUUCUGUUGAGCUUCAAUUGGCAGACAGCUAGCCUUACAUUCUAUUGCAAAAUGUCUUGAUAAACUUGGGAAUUUAUUUUUCCUUCGAUGAUAGCAGGCUGUCCAGGCCAUGAGGCAACAAAGCAGCCCCAAAUCAUGAUGCUCCCUCCACCAUACUUUACAGUUGGGAUGAGGUUUUGGUGUUGGUGUGCUUUGCCUUUUUUUCUCCACACAUAGUGUUGUGUGUUCCUUCCUUCCAAACAACACAACUUUAUUUUCAUCUGUCCACCGAAUAUUUUGUCAGUAGCGCUGUGGAACAUCCAGGUGCUCUUUUGCGAACUUCAGACGUUGAACAAUGUUUUUAUUGGACAGCAGUGGCUUCUUCCAUGGUGUCCUCCCAUGAACACCAUUCUUGUUUAGUGUUUUAUAUAUUGUAGACUCGUCAACAGAGAUGUUAGCACCUUCCAGAGAUUUCUGUAAGUCUUUAGAGCUGACACUCUAGGAUUCUUCUUAACCUCAUUGAGCAUUCUGCUCUGUGCUCUUGCAGUCGUCUUUGCAGGACGGCCACUCCAAGGAGAGUAGCAACAGGGCUGAACUUUCUCCAUUUAUAGACAAUUUGUCUUACCGUGGACUGAUAAACAUCAAGGCCUUUAGAGAUACUUUUGUAACCCUUUCCAGCUUUAUGCAAAUUGACAAAUCUUAAUCUUCUGCGAUCUCUUUUGUUUGAGGCAUGGGACACAUCGGGCAAUGCUUCUUGUGAAUAGAAGACUCCAAUUUUGUGAGUGUUUCUAUAGGGCAAGGCAGCUCUAAACAACAUCUCCAAUCUAGUCUCAUUGAUUGGACUCCAGGUUAGCUGAGUCCUGACUUCAAUUAGCUUUUGGAGAAGUCAUUAGCCUAGGGGGGUUCACAUACUUUUUCCAACUUACACUGUGAAUGUUAAAAUUAUGUAUUAAAUAUAGACAAGAAAAAUACAAUCAUUUGUGUGUUAUUAGUUUAAGCACACUGUGUCUAUUGUUGUGACUUAGAUGAAAAUCAGAUCAAAUUUUAUGUAAAAUUUAUGCAGAAAUCCAGGUAAUUCAAAAGGGUUCACAUACUUUUUCUUGCUACUGUAUAUGACAUCACUGGUAGUGUUUCCUGUGGAGCCGUCCUCAUAGGGAUCCUUAAAGCGACAGAAAUGUGCAUGUGAUGUCACUAGCCCUCAUCAGCUUUCUGUCGUCUCAUUUUGAUCUCUGUUUGUUUCGAUCAUUUGUCUUCUGCUCUGAACUCUUCAAGUGAUUUUCUUUGUAUUGAUGUCUUGACGAACAUUAUAAACCAGGUGGUUUGAGCGCUGAAUGCUGAUUGGCUGAAAGCUGUGGUAUAUCAGACCAUUUACCAUGGCUAUUUAAACAAAAUAUAUAUACGUUAGUAACCAGUUUAUAAUAGCAACAAGGCACCUCAGGGUGGUGUGGUAUAUGGCCAAUAUAGCACGGCUAACGGCUGCAUCCAGGCACUCCGUGUUGCGUCGUACAUAAGAACAGCCCUUAGCCGAGGGAAUAUUGGCCAUAAACUAGUCCCCUGGGGUGCCUUAUUGCUUAAAUAUAUGCUGCAUACAUUGGCAUUCAUCUCUCUGUACAUGUACACAAAGACGUGUUAUAUUUCUACAAAGCUGCAAUUUAUUGGAAAAAUAGCCUCCUAUGAAAAAGUGAGCAUUCAAGCUUAAUCAUUUAAAUGUCUUAGAAUGGGAUUUAUAUAUAUAUAUAUAUAUAUAUAUAUAUAUAUAUAUAUAUAUAUAUAUAUAUAUAUAUAUAUAUAUAUAUUUAAAGCCAUUGCGUAUAAGUAUAUUCCAAGCUGUUUAUUCAUGUAUAUAAAAAAGGAGUGCAAUAUUUGUAUUUUGCAAGGUACAGUGUCUUGCUGUGUUGGGUUCAAUAAUACAUUGUUAAGAUUAUGUUCAUUCUUCUUUUCAAAGCAAUUCUAGUGUUUAUUCACAGACCUACCAUUUGAGUGUAUAUUCAAAUAUUUAAAGAAAUCGUUUUAUAUUUGGGAAGCAAUGGGUUUUUAAUUUUUAUUUAACAGAAAGUCACUUUUCUGCUGUAAACAAAAAUGUUCUCUGAUGCAUUUCUUUUCAAUAAAAUUCACUCAUUCCUCUUCA